GUUCAAUGGCCGACGGUCAUCACAUGACAACACGGGUCGUCGUCGUUUUUUGCCUUCACACUUUCGUUUCGCCGUCUGGUUAAAUAUCCACCGUCGGCGAGGAUCGGUUUAUUCGGUAUAUUCCAAAGUGACGACCGAAUAAGACGAUCGACCAUCGACGAGAUUAGUACCAAGCUCGAUUCAAUACGAGGGUGUUUUCUAUCGGGUAGAACGAGGUAACGAGACCAAAGAUGAGGGCGUAUUUGGGAUACACGUUCGCUGGCACCGCCACGGCAACCAUCACCGUCUUAGUUUUGUAUCACGUAUUGACUGGCAAGGGAGAGCGAAUCAGUCUAGCAUGGUUCCUUGAAGAAACCUCCCCAUACAUGUGGGCAACCACUGGCAUUGGUUUGACUGUUGCUCUGUCCGUCGUAGGAGCUGCAAUGGGGAUUCAUACCACCGGAACAUCAAUAGUCGGUGGUGGUGUUAAGGCUCCGCGUAUAAAGACGAAAAACUUGAUUUCUGUCAUAUUCUGUGAGGCUGUGGCUAUCUAUGGUCUAAUCACUGCCAUUGUAUUAUCUAACUCCGUCGAGGAAUUUGCUGUUGAAAACAUGGAAGAUUCUCGCAAAGCCAGUAACUGGCUGGCUGGGUACAUAAUGUUUGGAUCUGGCCUUGCUGUGGGGCUUGUAAAUCUGGUCUGCGGUAUAGCCGUCGGCAUUGUAGGUUCAGGAGCGGCUCUUUCAGAUGCCGCAAAUGCCUCCCUCUUCGUCAAGAUCCUCAUCAUUGAGAUUUUCGGUUCUGCUAUCGGUCUCUUUGGUUUGAUUGUCGGUAUUUACAUGACGUCAAAGAUUACGAUGGGGUAAUUCUAAAUGCAGAUGUAACAUAUGCCAAAGGUCUUCAACACGGCCACAUGUGGCGUAUAAACGAUAUCAGCAAUUAUGUAUAUACAAAUAUGUGUAUAAAAACGUAUAUAUUACUCAUAUGCAUACACAAACCCAUGAAAUACGUCUCAAUAUAACUUUCAAAUGAAUAUUGUCAUCUUAAACGGAUUUUUAAAGUUGCAACCGUAAACUAAACGCAAAGUUAUCCUCGUGUUAGCUAUAGACUUCGUUUUUAUUUAUUAAACACGGUUUCAAAGUUCACAAUACAGUCGUAAAAACAUGUCUGCAGUUCUGUAUUCGUUUCAAUUUUCUUGGACUUUGUUACUUAUCUCGGUGUAUUAUAUUUGAUAUAAUAGGAAGGUAUUAAACGUUACUCGGUUUUAAAAUACGCUCCCAUUUUAGAACUGACUAACGUAUCUCUUCACUGUACACUUCGUUAAUAAUAAUUAUUAUUAAAAAAAAAAAACAAAUAUAUAUAUAUAUAACGUUAGAUGGUUUUGUCGCGUUUUAGUCAAUUUUCGUAAUGUAAAUAUCUAUGCUUUUUCUGAUUUAUCGUAAUUAAAUACCGCGAUUGAUAGGUGCCGCCGCAUUAUAGUAAUUGUAAAUGAAUUUGAAAAAAUUCAAUCAUGCCCCAGUAACUAUUAUUAAUAAUAUUUUUAAUUUAUUAUCAUUUUUAGUUGGUGCCGGACUUUGAUUACUUCUUAUUUUUGUGUAUGUAAAUUUAUUUUUUUCGAUUCCGUUUCUUUGCUAUUUCAUAGCUCCUCCGUUACGUGUAAAUUCAAUUAGCCAGUAAGGAAAGUUACGUAAAGUAUUAUCUGGUAUCAUCUAUAGAGUCUAUUUAUUACCUAAUAAAAUGCAGUGGACCGUAGUGUAAAGAAUGUUAGAUGGAGCUUAGGAAGGUAUGAUGAAUAAAUCGUAUCGUUAGGAAUUAAAUAAUAAAACAACUAAAAUAAGA
This is a messenger RNA of Neodiprion virginianus, 1815 nucleotides long. Its product is annotated as V-type proton ATPase 21 kDa proteolipid subunit. Lineage: Eukaryota; Metazoa; Arthropoda; Insecta; Hymenoptera; Diprionidae. The record is from RefSeq and is a predicted model, not a curated record. Gene Ontology annotation, cellular component: proton-transporting V-type ATPase, V0 domain. Bases 231 to 842 code for a protein of 203 amino acids. Gene Ontology annotation, molecular function: proton-transporting ATPase activity, rotational mechanism. The transcript is spliced from 5 exons. Gene Ontology annotation, biological process: proton transmembrane transport.